Molecule: messenger RNA, 609 nt
Organism: Malassezia sympodialis ATCC 42132
Lineage: Eukaryota; Fungi; Basidiomycota; Malasseziomycetes; Malasseziales; Malasseziaceae
Product: CCDC90 family protein
Biological process (GO): mitochondrial respiratory chain complex IV assembly
Cellular component (GO): mitochondrion
Source: RefSeq, a predicted model, not a curated record
AUGGCCCUGUUGGCAUCAGCAGCGCGUGUCCCGCGCCGUGCGCCCCUGCCGUGGUGCGCACUGGCACGCCACGCACACUUUGACUCGAAUGCAUUUGUGCAGCGCCUCGAGAAGGCCGGCAUCACUCGCCAGCAAGCAGACGUCCUGGUCACGGCGCUCACGGACGUGAUCAAUGAGAGCGCCGAGAACAUUGCGCGCGGGCUCGUGCGCCGUGACGAGGCGGAGCGGCUCAACUAUACGCAAAAGGUCGAUUUUGCCAAGCUCAAGUCGGAGAUCCAGCUCCUCGAGCGCAGUGACUUUGUGCUGAUGAAGUCGGAGAACGAGCGGCUCAUGGCCGACGUCGAAAAGCUCAAGCAGCGCCUGCGCGAGGAGAUCGCACGCACUACGGCGGGCGUGCGUCUCGACUUGAACCUCGAGAAGGGCCGCAUCCGCGACGAGUCGUCCGUGCAUGCCCUCAAGAUCAAGGAGGUCGACACGCGCAUCGAGUCGGAAAUUGCCGGCGUGCGCACCAGCAUCCAGAGCGCCAAGUUCAAUGUGCUACAGUACCUCGUUGGUGUCGCUACGGGUGCGGGUGCCCUGCUCCUCGCAUACCUGCGCAUGUUCCGCUAG